Molecule: messenger RNA, 1226 nt
Organism: Frankliniella occidentalis (western flower thrips)
Lineage: Eukaryota; Metazoa; Arthropoda; Insecta; Thysanoptera; Thripidae
Exons: 5
Coding region: 36-1226 (396 amino acids)
Molecular function (GO): protein binding
Source: RefSeq, a predicted model, not a curated record
AGUCCUGUCCUCGCGUCCAGGUGCCCCCCUCGCAGAUGACGCUGCUGAUGCUGCCAAGUGUCCCGCUGCUGAGGGUGUUGGCCAUGCUGGAGCCCAAGGACCUGAUCGCCGCCGGGCGGGCGAGUCCCCGGCUGGGCGCGCUGACCCGGGCCAACACGUCGCUGUGGAAGGAGUCUGAAGUCUGGGACCAGGACGUCAUGACGCUGCUGCAGGUCAUCCCUCCCGUGGACACGUUGAAGGCCGAAGUUGAGCCGUUGUUUUCGGUUUCGGGCGAACCGUUGUCGGUGCCGCUGCGGCCCAGGGACGCCAGUGGUACUCCCGACCCAACUUUCUCCUACCCCCGUUACUCAGGGAGUGUUCUUGUGGGGAGACGCAGCGAGCUGGUGCUGAAAGAGAGCAAGUCUUGUUACUACUCCGAGUUUAUCGCCGUCAGCCUCAUCUGGGAGCUGGCACCGAGGCUGAAGCACCUGGAGGUCUCACAGCUAGAGCUGGGCAUUUUCCUACAGUUCUUGGAGAGCGCCUUUUGCCUGGAGACACUACGCAUCCGUAAUCUUUGCACGUAUAGCAAGAAUGCCAGCGUGCCCUGGCCGCAGGAUGUGAGGGUGCCCAGGCUGCACACGGUUAGUUUGAGCGGCCGCUGCCCCGAUAGAGAUGUCACUGCCCUCCGCUCGCUGCUGCUGGCGCACAGGGGACAGCUGCGCCAUGUGGACCUGUCGGACCUGAGUUCACCGCUGCCGCUCCUGGACGCUUGCCCCGACAACCUCCACCGGUUGGGCGUGAAGGUAGAGGACGCAGAAUCGUGCGUGGCUGUGGCCAAGACACUGCACCGGAUGCAAGGACAGUUGAAGGAGCUGAAGAUGAACUUUCGCUUUGCUGAUGCUGAUUUGGUACAAGACUCGCUGGCUUCGUGGGGCGGCCCUCUCGAACGCCUUGAGUUUGAGAACUACUACCCCGAAACGCUACGCGUUGUGGGUGCGGGUGGGCUCUCGGGACUCCAGCACCUUGUUCUGGUGCGGCCCAGGGGUGAUGAUCCUGGUGAGGUGUCGGCAGCCCUGUCCGGCCUUCCCCGGCUGCGCUCCCUGGUCCUGCGGGCCGGACUGUGCAUGCUGCCGCCCGAGGCGUUCCUGGACAUUCCGGCCGCCAACCCCGACCUCGAGCUGCUCGUCGUCGUGGGCAUCACCAAGUACAAUUGCUUGUGUCUUUACAAAGGUGAGUCGUUGGAAUGA